AUGGCGCUGGCCCGCAUCUCGGAGGGGGAGAUGGAGCGCUACUACCGCCUGCUGCGAGCCGCCGCCCGCCUGGAGGCCACCACCGCCCAAGCCGCGGUUCCCAUUUCUGCAAAGGACAUCAGCGACGAUUUGCUGAAGGAGUUUGCUUUCCUCUCUGGUGGCCGAGGGAAAGACAACGGCUGGAUAAUCACCUUUCCGGAAAACUCCCAAUUCAACAAAGUGUCCGAAGAGGUUUUUACAAAAGUCUUAACAUACUUGACUUCGGUCCCAAGUCAACAUGAAUCUGACACCAAAUUUAUCCUAAUCCUGGAUAGAAGAUUGGACACAUGGACGUCUGUUAAAAUGACUCUCCAAAGGAUAGCAGCCUCUUUCCCUGGGAACCUGCACUUGGUGAUGGUUCUGCGCCCCACUGGGUUUUUCCAGCGCACUUUCACUGACAUUGGCUUUCGUUUUAGUCAGGAGGAUUUUCUUCUCAAAUUACCGGUGGUUAUGCUGAGUUCAGUUAGCGAUUUGUUGACGUAUAUUGAUGAAAAGCAGCUAACGCCAGAGUUCGGGGGCACCUUGGAGUACUGCCAUAGCGAAUGGGUUAUCUUCCGAACUGCCAUCGAGAGCUUUGCACUAACGGUGAAGGAUAUUGCACAGAUGUUACAGUCGUUCGGGACGGAGCUGGCAGAAACCGAGCUGCCAGACGACGUGUACUCCAUCGAACGCAUCCUGGCGCUGCGCACGGAAAAAUACUGCCAGCUCAAGGAAGAUAUCAUGACGGUAACAAAAGAAGGAAACAUGCUGUUAAGUAGCUUAGAAGAGCCCAACAGCAACAAGCCGAGUCUGGAAGAGCACCACGAGAGACCCGGGGACUGGGAGACCGUGAAUCGGUUACUUGCUCAGCUGCACGAGAUGGAAACUGCUUUUGAUGGAUUCUGGGAAAAGCACCAGUUAAAAAUGGAGCAGUAUCUACAGCUGUGGAAGUUUGAGCAAAGCUUUCAAGAGGUCAAGAAUGCUAUUGAAUUUUUAAUGGACCGGCAAGCAAACCUGCCUGAUACUGGAGAUAGCGUCUCUCAAGUAAAAGAAAGGCUCAAAGACUUGGGCAGUUUAGAUGAUAUGGCUCAGGAGCUGAUCGGGAAAGCCCAGGUGAUGAUCCUGCACGGGCACCAGCUAGCAGCCAGUCACCAUUAUGCACUGAACCUGAUUUGCCAGCAAUGCAACGAGUUGCGGCACCUUUCCGACGUUGUGUCCGAUGAGCUCAAGAGGAAGCAGGCCCGGCUCCAGAAGACCUUGGAGCUACACAACCGCCUGCAGCAGGCUCUCCAGUGCUGUGAUGAAGGAGCUUAUCUUCUAGCCAAUCAGCAAAUGGAUAAAUGCCAAUCUAAGGAAGGUGCCCAGAAAGCUCUUCAGGAUGUAGAAAAAUUCCUCGAAAGCUCAUCCCCUUAUUUAAACUUUGACCCCCAAACUUUGCACUAUGACUUCGAGUCCAUUUUAACAUCUGAACUCAAGAGUCAGAUACACUCGUGCCAGAUCAAGCUUGAGAACGUGCGGAGUAUGUUUGAGAAUCGGCAAGCUUGCUUCAAAAAGCUGCUGGAUAAACACGUGCGCCCUGUCCAGCUAGUAGCCCCCCGCCCCGAAAACCCACCAAGAUCAAAAUCACCAUUGUUCUCCCCCAAACAUGGCGUGGAUUUUAAUUCAAGUUUGAAAUUUUCAUUUGAUCUCUCUCUCCCUGGAAAGAAAACGUCAAGAAAAUCUCAAAGCUCUCGCAAGAUUGAAGUAAUGCAUGACUAUCAAGAAAAAAGGAAUUCACUGCAUUCAUUUAUUUCAGACAGUGAAGACAACUUAGACACGCUAAAAGGCCAUGUCAUAAAUGAGCUAAUAGAGACUGAGAGAGUAUACGUAGAAGAACUGUUCACUGUUUUGACGGGUUACAGAGCCGAAAUAGAUAACCCAGAGAUGAUCGUUCUCAUGCCAGCUGUCCUCAGAAACAGAAAGGAUAUUCUUUUCGGAAACAUGCCAGAGAUCUACGACUUCCAUAACAAAAUUUUUCUGCACAGUCUGGAAAACUGCCUUGGAGCGCCAGAAAGAGUGGGCUUCUGCUUCUUGGAGAGGCGAGAAGAUUUUCAGAUGUAUGAGAAAUAUUGUCAGAAUAAGCCACGGUCAGAAGCUCUGUGGAGGCAAUGUUCAGAGAGCACCUUCUUUCAGGAAUGCCAAAGAAAAUUAGAACACAAACUUGGGCUGGAUUCCUACUUGCUCAAACCAGUACAACGUCUGACAAAAUACCAGUUGCUUUUGAAGGAGCUGCUGAAAUACAGCACAAGCUGCGAUGGAGUUCAGGAGUUGCAAGAAGCGCUGGUUGCGAUGUUGGAUUUACUCAAGUCAGUCAACGACUCUAUGCAUCAGAUCUCAAUAACUGGAUAUGAGGGAGACUUGAGUGAGCUUGGAAAAGUAUUGAUGCAAGGAUCCUUCAGCGUUUGGGUGGGCCACCGGAAAGGCCCCACGAAAAUGAAGGACCUGGCCCGGUUCAAGCCAAUGCAGAGGCACCUUUUCCUGUAUGAGAAAGCCUUGGUGUUCUGUAAGAAGAGAGAAGAGCAUGGAGAUGGAUACGAUAAAACCUCCUCCUACAGCUUUAAGCACUUUUUAAAAAUGAAUGCGGUUGGCAUCACUGAAAACGUGAAAGGAGAUCAUCGAAAAUUUGAGAUCUGGUAUAGUGGACGGGAAGAGGUGUAUGUUGUACAGGCCCAAACAGUAGAUCUGAAGAUGGCGUGGUUAAAUGAAAUAAGAAAAAUUUUGUUCAAGCAGCAGGAGCUUAUAAAAGUGGAGAAACAGCAACCCACCCCGUGCACGGACCAGGUCCAGCUUUCUCCUCCACUGAGCGAUGGAAAGCAGCAGAGAGCCUCCAUAAGCUCCGAGGAGAACGACUCUGAACGAACCAGUCCUAUAAUGUUGGACAGCGUCCUCCUCUCGCCUCAAAACAAGCCAAACAGAAGUUGGCCAGGAAUGUCACAAUCAGUCGAAAUCUGUGAAGGACUGGAGGACUGGUCCUGCAACAAUUACCUUUCCAAUUGCUCAGACACGGAAGAAGAAGAUGGAAGCCAGUUGUCUCCAGGAAAAUACAAAGCCCUAGCAGACUGCAAGAAAGGAGGAUCUGAAGAUCUGCUGGUUAAGAAUGGGGAUGUGAUUCAGCUUUUACAGGAGGAUGGUGAGGGACAGUGAUGCUGCCCUGUGUAACCCAAGAAAGUUUAGUGCCCCCUGAACUAAGAGUGAACUAGUAGCAUCCCAUUUUUUGAUGCUCGUUUGGAAACUUUGAACUAGGUGUUACAGAGAAAUAGCACAGUAGUUGGAGUUACCCUGUACUAUUCAUCACAUUCACAGAUCUUCACAACUUCAUCUGCACUGAACGGGGCUGCAGUUUGUCAUAGUCAUAAAGGAAGCCAUUCUUCGCUCUUUCGUUUUUUUCCCCUGAGGAAAGUACAGUAUUGUUUUAUUUUUACUUGCUAUUUUUCCAUGACAUCCAUUAACUUUCAUCCAAGAAGUAUAUCAGCAGCUUUUCGUUCUACACACUUUGUUUAGAAGCCCGACAUUUAUUCUACAGGUUGAAGGUUUAAUCUACUUACUCGUUGACAAUAUUUGUUGCCAUUGAUUGCAAAUGAAAGUUCAGUUUUGGUAAACCAAACAAGAAAAAAAAUUUAAAAGCUACAUUUCUGAUCCGGUUGAUUUUUAUGGAACAGGUUUAAAUAUAUUUCAGUUGUGUGAAUGUAAUGUACAGUAAGAUCAUCAUCUGGUUCGAUGAUAUGAUGAUGCAAUAAUGCUAAAGAACCUCUUUUUGCACUUAAGGUCUGAUGCAAAGCCUAUGGUCGUCACCAGAAAGAUCCCUAUUGGUUUCCAUGAGCUUUGGAUCAGGCCUGCUAACUGACAACUCAGGGUUGUCAAAAAUCACCUAGGGCUCCCAAGUGUCCCGAGGCUAAAACCUGUAUCUAGCAAGUGUUGAAGUUUACAUUUAACGUAUUGUACUUCUGGAACACGUGCCAUAACUAUAAGUUAAAUGUCCAUGUUUGCACUAAAAAUGUUAUAAGACUGUACUUUUCAGCAUCUUUAUUGAUACCUUACCUACUGAACUUUUUUUGGGGGGGGGGGGGGUGGAGAAGAUUAAUGAUUUUCAUAAUUUAUUGAGCAUUUCUUUGUCCAGGUUUCUUGUUGUAAUACACAUGUACAGGUGGUUUGGCUUUUAAUUGAUGUGUACGAAGAUAAUUCUGGAUGUGCUAAAAAAACAGGGUUAGUCGAAUGCAUGUAGACUUGAAUUCACACUGUCCCAUCUGACCGAAACGUUGUACACUGUGGACGGAGGGACCCAUUUGAUCGGUGAACCGCGAGUCCUUAGUUAUGGUGAAAGUAAACAUUGUUACACGAUGCGUUUUGGUUUUUUUUAAGUGAUCACUUUUGUACAAAGGAGCCCUUGAGUUAAUGAAGAGCUGUCAUUGGAACUGUACAGGACAUUUCAUAGUACACGAAUAUACAGUUCUUAUGCGCUCUGGCACUUUGCUAAUGUAUCUAUUGAGUACUGUAGAGAAUACCUCAUUCAUCUUGAUCAGUUGGAUUUGAAUUAAGCAUCAUCGCAAAAAACAAAACAAAACUAGAAAGAUCCCAACAUUGUCCAAUCACUGGAAUUCCUAAUGGACAAUUUUUAAGUCAUUCAAGUAUAUUUCUAUUUUAAACUGAAUCACAAUGCACUUGUUAGGACUAAAACUAAGAUUCUGUUGAAGUACUGUCAGGGCUACUGAUAGUAGUAACAAUUCUUGUCGUAAUAAGUACACAUUUUUGAGGUACAGAUGUAAAUAUUAAUGUUUAAAACAUAGCACACAUUGCAUAUUGAAAUGGUUUUAAUCUUCUUUGUCUUCCAUAGUGUUCAAUCCAGGCUUUUAUUAAUUUAUGAGAUGGAUAAGUUCUGCAAACCUGAAUGUGCAGUCUUAGACUUUUAACAUUUGAAAUUUUGCACAAUUAAUGUUAUGUUACCUGAAGGACAUGGUUUAACUAAGCUGUUCAUGUAUAUGGUACUACAAAAUGAAGCAGAGGAUUUUCCCUGUUUGCAAAUUUAAAUGAACUAUAUUGUAUAUGUACUUGUAAAAAAUGUGUUAAAUCUAUAUUUAAAACUCAAACAUUGUUAAAUAAAGAAAUUCAUAUGAGAA
Alligator mississippiensis (American alligator) is the source of this 5171-nucleotide messenger RNA. It is a transcript of the gene MCF2, whose product is annotated as MCF.2 cell line derived transforming sequence. Gene Ontology annotation, cellular component: cytoplasm. NCBI's taxonomy places the organism in Eukaryota, Metazoa, Chordata, Crocodylia, Alligatoridae. The transcript has 29 exons. Gene Ontology annotation, molecular function: guanyl-nucleotide exchange factor activity. Bases 1 to 3201 code for a protein of 1066 amino acids. The record is from RefSeq and is a predicted model, not a curated record. Gene Ontology annotation, biological process: dendrite development; intracellular signal transduction.